AUGCAAUACUGGCCAAGAUCUACCAUCACCAGAACUGUUCCAAAGGUCAACAUAAGACGUGCCAUGUCUGAAGAUCGUAAGAGAAUACGUGUGGCAUGUGAUACGUGCCGCAGAAAGAAAGUGAAGUGCGAUGGACAGGUGCCGUGCUCCAAUUGCAAAACUGCCAAUGAGCUCGUUUGUCAUUACGCUGAGAGACAGCCAUCCAAGAAGCGUGCUUUCGAACCUAAGCUGCUGAAGCUACUGCUCAGCCAGCGAAUUGAAAGGCUCGAGGAGGUGAUUUUGGACUUGAGUGCUAGGCUAGGAGGGCUGGCCAGCGCAAGAAAGAAAGUGGAGAAUGGAAGAGGCUCCGGCGGUACUUAUAGUCUGAGUGAGGAGGAGGACGAGUCUAAUGACGAGAGAGAGGAAGAACCAAUUCUUUCACGAACUGUGAGUGAGGCUGCAGAGGGCGGCAACAGAUCCUCGGGCCAGAAACGCAGCUCCAGCGGUCUACCUUUGAAGAAUGUUCUGCUUUUCUUUGGCGCUCACUCUUUCGCCCAUAUAAUGUCCCAGAGCUCCAUCGACUGGAUGGAGAGACAGUUAGGUGAAGAAAAUAAGGGCUUGAUCACUCCCUUGACUAACAUGCCGUUGUUUUUUCAGGGAAAAGCAAAGCAUUUUUAUAUCAAAUGGCUAGAUCCCAUGCCUGUCGGGCACGAAGAAAAGAAAAGACUCAUGACAAGGCCGUUUCCGGAGAAUAGCAACCUUGUAUUCAGCAUUUUAGAUAUGUUCAUGACGCCGAUUCUACGAAUUGAAGGUGUGGGCGACAUCAAACGUAUCAGAAAGAUGUUCGAGAGAUACUACUUCGAAAAAUGUCAGUUUUCCUCGGCAGAGCUUCUAAUGAUGACUGUAUCACUUGCUUUCUCCAUCUUCAUGAGAUUUGAGACGAACAUUGGGCCCCUUGAGCAGGUCAAUGACGGCUCGGAGUGGUCAGACCAGUCCUUAAGAAAGCUUGAGGACAGGCUUAUGAGUAAUGCAAUAUACUAUUACCACAGAAUCAGUGUUGUUGGAGCAGGUAUCGACACUAUAGAGGCGAUAUUGCUUUUCUCUGGUUACUUGGAGUGUCAUUGGUUCUCUCCUCAAGUAAAUUACAUGUUAUUGGUCCCCGCCAUCAGAUACGCCCAAGAUAUGGGUCUACAUCGAAUUGAGUCGUACCGGGGUCUAGAUAGAGCUGUCAGCUCUCACAGAAAGCGCAUAUGGUGGUUAUGUUGUUACAUGGAUAUGGAAGUCUGUUUCAGAGGAGGAAAAGCCCCCAUCAUCAAUAGAUCCGACGUAAGCCCCGAGCUUCUAGAUAUCAACGUCACUGAAAUUCUCGUGUCAGACACCCCACUCGUACACUCCUUGCACAAUUACUUUGCUCGGAUUCUUCUGAUAAGAGCUAGAAGCUACGAGCUUCUCUUUUCAGCAUCCGCUAACGUGAAGGACUUUGCCUCCCUUCUGCAAAACUUGGAUGCUCUCAACACAGACCUUCUAGCUACGGCACAGGUGCUACCAGAGUCCAUGCGGCCGAUAUUUUUCAACGACCCAGGAUUCCAAAUUUAUAAUCACAAGGACAAGAUUGAAAACGAAAUCAGCUGGUCGGUUCGUUUAACAUUCUUCUAUCACAUUAUGAUCAUCAACAGGCUCCCGCUGAUGUUUACUUUUGAAGACGAGGACGAAGAGAAGACAGCUCGCUACAAACAAAUUUCCCUCGAUAGCGCUAGAACAAUGGCGCAUUUACUCAAAAGUAGCGAAAGCGCUAAUCUCAGCAAUUCCUUCUUCGAAUGGGUAAUUUUCUUCCCGUCUGCAGCAUUCUUACACUUGCUGACAACGUGCAUGAACUUCCCAAACUCGCCAGAUACCUAUAGCGAUUUAAUGCUCUUGAUAGAAACAUCCAUGGAUAUUCUAAGCAGAAGAGGCAUCGAGCAAACAACUGAUCUCAUGAGCAAGCCUCAGCGGUACACGUUCACGCUGCUUAUGUUCAAGGUACUCUUACGGUUAGUUCUUACUAUCUACGAAAGAAGCACGGGCAUUUCGAUCGUGGAGGGCAAUCUGGCACUAAAAGCGCACCUUGACUCUGCAAAAGAAAUGUUUCCAGAGUUAUUCCAGAGCAAAGAGAGUUUCAAUCUGUCGGUGAUGACGAUAAUUCCGGAAGUCACGGGCCAAUCGCCAUUCACCAACGAGCCCAAAUCAGCCUCCAGCAAGGCAUCGUCUGUCUCAUCUUUUACUAGCGGUACACGCCCAUUGCUCCAUCCGCCAGAGGUGGUGCCUUCUUCUUUGAAUGCACGGAGAAAUCAAUUUGAAGGGCUAGGCCAGGAAGUGACCUACGACGACAUCGACAUGUUGAUCCAAUCCCAAAUGAACGACCUUCCGAAUAUCUUCUUUGACAGCAGUCAGCAAUUCUAA
Candidozyma auris is the source of this 2418-nucleotide messenger RNA. RefSeq lists its product as uncharacterized. Bases 1 to 2418 code for a protein of 805 amino acids. The transcript has a single exon. The record is from RefSeq and is a predicted model, not a curated record. Gene Ontology annotation, molecular function: zinc ion binding; DNA binding; DNA-binding transcription factor activity, RNA polymerase II-specific. Lineage: Eukaryota; Fungi; Ascomycota; Pichiomycetes; Serinales; Metschnikowiaceae. Gene Ontology annotation, biological process: regulation of DNA-templated transcription; DNA-templated transcription.